AUGUAUCAAAAUCCAUCAGAAAAAUUUGGAAUCCAGCCAGAACAAUCAUCGGAUAUUUUUUGCAGUGGAAACGUUGCCUAUGAUGACUUUUCUACAAGAGAUAAUAAUCUUAAUAAUCAUCCAGUACCUUACACAUCUGUUCAUAAUGCUAAUGAGCAAGAGAUUUUAGAACAGAAUUCACCAAGUAACUUUCCCCCACAUAAUAAUCCUCCAGCUCAUUCACCUAGCAUGAAUAAUGCUAGCUCUUCCCAAAUACAAACGGUUAAAAUUCUCGGUUAUGAAAUUAUUAUUAUCCCCAUAUCAUCUCCGUUGGCAAGUUUAAUCAGUUUAGACGUGCAGCAUCAACUGCAACAAGUAAAUGCUUAUUCGGAUUAUUCUUCUUAUUCGGUUAAUCCAACACAAUUAAAUCAAGAACAGGAUUAUUCAUUUGCAACAAAUGGAUACGAUCCAACUUUUCAAUACCCAUCUCACGCGCCGCAGUCGAACGCUAGUGAUCAGAUUUACCUACCUAGCUCUCCUCAAAUACAAACGGUUGAAAUUUCCGGGUAUAAAAUUAUUAUAAUCCCCACAUCCUCUCCAGUAACAAGUUCAAAUUAUUUAGACAUGAAUCAACAAUUUCAACAAGGCAAUACUUACGUGGAUUAUUCUCGUUCGGUUAAUCCACCACAAUUAAAUCCACAACAACACUAUUUUUCUAGUGAAGGUGAAACUUCUAUUAACGAAAAUGUUAUUAACGCUCAUAUUCACGUUUCAGAUAAUACACAGCCCCAAUUUCAACAACUAAACUAUUUAGGAUUAAGUGAAUCGCUUAAUAACUUCAACAACUUUUUUGGCUGA
Funneliformis caledonium is the source of this 837-nucleotide messenger RNA. The record is from the annotation of a GenBank genome assembly. Lineage: Eukaryota; Fungi; Glomeromycota; Glomeromycetes; Glomerales; Glomeraceae.